AUGGAGCCGGGAGGGCGGCGGCGAUGGGGGAUCGAUGCCCCCCGAGGGGUGGCUCUGACAGGACAAGUGCCUCCUGUGUACUCUGAGGAGAGGCCACCAUGCACGGUCAGGUUCCAGAGUGAUGUCCUCCCACCCGAAAUGCCCCCAGAGACGUCCCUAUGCCACAGCGGUGAGACACCGAUGGCCGUGACCGAGAUGCCCCAUGAGGUGUCAACCACAGCCGAGGUGCCCCAGGAGAUGCUGUCUGCUCCAGCUGAGCUGCCCACCGAGGCCUUGCCAGCUGUGCCCAGUGCAGUCCCACCUGUGGAGGCUGGGAAAGACCCCUGCGAGGGUGAGCUACCACCCUGCCCUGAGAAGAUAGAGAUUCGUCCCUGUGAGGUGCGCUGCCUUGAAGUACUGGUGGAGCCCAAGAAGACUGUGCCCAGGGGGAGCUGCUUGAUCCACAACUGGCAGGAGGAGAGAGCCACGAACCACCUGGACUUUGUGCCAGACCAGGAAGAGGGCAGUGAGGGUUUCAUCUUCCGGCAUGGGCACCGUGGGCUGCUGGUCCCACACUCACCUCCCUGGCCCACCACCCCCAUCUCCACCAUGAAGGAUCACUACCGCCCACCACACAGUGUGCUGAUGCUGGGGCAAGGGCAGCGGGAAGCCAUGAUGCAGUCCGUGCUCUACCAAAAAUACAGGAAGGAGAUGACGGAGGAGACCUGUCCCUCCCAGGUGCCCAAGGAGUCGGCUUCCACCAGGCACCAGGACCACCCCACUGAGGGCUGCCAGCUCACAUCACUGCCCCCCACCCAGCCCCACAAAUACUACACGGAGCAGCCCCUCAGCUUCUGGCUGGAGCAUGCCCGCAGACUGCCUAGUGUCUCCAGCAUCCGCAGCGGGGACAGUCCCUUUCGGAGGAAUGCUUCCUUCUCCACCCCCAUCACCGAGUCCUUGGAGCAACCCCUGUCCUGUGCCCCCCGGAGCAGUCGGUUCUGGCCCCACAAGUAAUAAAAAGGAAGAGGACACAAGG
Messenger RNA from Calypte anna (Anna's hummingbird), 1015 nucleotides. It is a transcript of the gene SPAG8, whose product is annotated as sperm associated antigen 8. The coding region runs from base 1 to 993 and encodes 330 amino acids. Gene Ontology annotation, molecular function: microtubule binding. Gene Ontology annotation, biological process: positive regulation of transcription by RNA polymerase II. The record is from RefSeq and is a predicted model, not a curated record. Gene Ontology annotation, cellular component: cytoplasm; nucleus. NCBI's taxonomy places the organism in Eukaryota, Metazoa, Chordata, Aves, Apodiformes, Trochilidae. The transcript has 7 exons.